Molecule: messenger RNA, 1302 nt
Organism: Dermacentor albipictus
Lineage: Eukaryota; Metazoa; Arthropoda; Arachnida; Ixodida; Ixodidae
Source: RefSeq, a predicted model, not a curated record
GAUGCAUUGCAGCGAGAGGGCAGCCACUGUACCGUUGAAUUUGAAGAAUCAGUACUACCUAGCAGGUGAUGCAACUCUGAAGUGUAGAGUAUUGAUGCUCGAUGGUACGUUUUCGAUGCGGGAAAUCGUGUUUUCGACGUGGGAAAUGCCCAAUAAUUUUUUGUGGUGGGGCAGCUCAGCAUGCCUAUAAAUCGUAAAAGUUGUAUUUAUUAUCACGUUUAAGGUAUGUCUGGCUUUAUACCUUUAUUUGAAUAUACGCUAAAGAAUUGCUUAAAUCCGCGCACAUUUUCCAAGUACUUCAACCUCCCAAGUGGUCAAACCUUCUCAAUCAAAUUUUGUGAAGCUACGUUUUUUUUUGUGAGCAUGAAAUUAAGCAGAACUCGUGAACAAAAAGAAAGAACUUGAGGUGAGCUAAAAAUAUUAUGGCACGCCCUGAGCUAAAUGUUCUCGUAAGUUUGCUUACAGUAAGGACCGUAGUUCUUGUUGCAGGUUAGUGAUGCACCAUAGUGUUUUUAUAUUAGGGGUUUAAAUAAUACUACAAUAAGGUACAAACAGUUGAUUGACAUCGUUUUAGCUAUAUAAACACGAGGUAAACUAAUUUAUUAUGCUAAUGAUUCAUUUUAUUUCCUAUGCACCAUUCGAGCGUGCAAAUAUAGAACACCGCACUUUUGCCGGGUUCUGAAGCUUUCGCACUGCUCUUGUUUUAUGGCAGCUUGAACAGCAGAAGCACAGUCUGCCCUCAACGGUGCUGUUUGUUGAUUAAGAGCAUGAAAGCACUCGGUGACUUUGAAACCAAGUGCAAGCCGGCGGCGGAUCGCGGCCCCUGCAGUGGCCGCAUCCCACUGUGGGCCUUCAACGCCACAAAAAACCGAUGCCAGCGCUUCUACUACGGAGGCUGCGACGGAAACGAGAACAAGCACUAUACGAGGAAUCAAUGCGAGCUCACCUGCCUCCGAUCCGAUGCUUCCAGAGAUGGCGCAAGACCUGAGGAGCUGCGAGAAUUCAGUAACGACAUUUUGCCCGUGCCAGAUGUGCCGAGUCUUAUGUGGUCCGUUCUCACAAACCCGGCCUGCCUCCUUCCACCGGACCGGGGCAUGUGUUCCGGCUACCAUCACCGCUUUUUCUAUGAAGCCGGCCUCAGAACGUGUCAAGGAUUCGUCUACGGUGGCUGCGGCGGCAAUGCCAACAACUUCGCCAGCCUCGACCAGUGUUACGAAGCCUGCAGUCCGAGGCAACGUCUGCUACCACGUACAUAAUGCGAGUGGAUGCAAUGGCAGUUUCGCGGCAUCCAAUUUUCAAAGA